Cololabis saira (Pacific saury) is the source of this 1742-nucleotide messenger RNA. RefSeq names its product solute carrier family 41 member 1 (gene slc41a3). The transcript is spliced from 11 exons. Bases 154 to 1611 code for a protein of 485 amino acids. The record is from RefSeq and is a predicted model, not a curated record. Gene Ontology annotation, cellular component: plasma membrane. NCBI's taxonomy places the organism in Eukaryota, Metazoa, Chordata, Actinopteri, Beloniformes, Belonidae. Gene Ontology annotation, biological process: monoatomic cation transport. Gene Ontology annotation, molecular function: monoatomic cation transmembrane transporter activity.
UGAAAUGGAAAGCGGAUCGUACACACAGCCUUAAUUUAGACACGCAAACAUACAUUCAGCGUAGCAAUCCUGCAGAGUUAUUUGGGGAACUCGCAUGAAGUCACAAGCCGCACAAGCUCAGACUGAAGACAAACAGAUUAGGCCACUGCCACCAUGCCGGGGGAGGAUAAAGCACCGCAGCAGACCCGCCAGAGGAAGAAGGGCAAGAAGUCUCGCACCAAGGCCAAGACGCAGGGCAACGACCUCCUCAGAGCUGCAUCAGACUUACAAGAUGAGCUCAGCCUCCCGCCGGUCCUCCGGCCUACUCCUAAAAAGCCGGCAGAGGAGAAGCCCAAAGUGCCGGGGGCCAAAGUGGAGGAGGAGUCGUCUCUAGCCAUCUGUCUCCAGGUGGUGCUCCCCUACCUGCUGGCCGGGAUGGGCAUGGUGAUGGCCGGCAUGGUGCUGGACAGGGUGCAGCACUGGGAGGUGUUUAAGGUGAUCACGGAGGUCUUCAUCCUGGUUCCUGCUCUGGUUGGACUCAAAGGAAACCUGGAGAUGACUCUGGCCGCCCGACUCUCCACUGCCGCCAACACGGGUCAGAUGGACGACCCUGCUAAACAGUGGACGAUGGUUUGCAGCAACCUGGCGCUCAUCCAGGUCCAGGCCACGGUCGUGGGCUUCCUGGCGGCCGUGGCCGCCGUCUGUCUGGGGGCCUUUUCCAGGGGGGGGGUGGAGCUGGACCAGGCGGCCGUGCUCUGCGCCAGCAGCAUCACCACAGCCUUCGUGGCCGCCCUCUCCCUCGGUCUGGUGAUGAUCGGCGUGAUCAUCGGCUCCAGGAAGGUGGGCAUCAACCCCGACAACGUGGCCACGCCCAUCGCAGCCAGUCUGGGGGACCUGAUCACGCUGUCCCUGCUGGCCGGGGUGAGCAGCACGCUGUACCAGUACAGAGAUAUCUGGUACUUGUCCCCCCUGGUGUGUCUGGUCUUCCUGGCUCUGAUCCCCCUCUGGGUGCUGGUGGCCCGCAGGAGUCCCCAGAUCAGGGAGGUUCUGAGGUCGGGCUGGCAGCCCGUCAUCGUGGCCAUGUCCAUCAGCAGUUUUGGCGGCGUAAUUCUGGACAAGACGGUGAGCGAUCCAAACUUCGAGGGGAUGGCGGUCUUCACGCCCGUCAUCAACGGAGUGGGCGGGAACCUGGUGGCCAUCCAGGCCAGCAGGAUCUCCACCUACCUGCACUUCUGGAGCAUCCCGGGAGUUCUGCCCUACAAGAUGAGGCAGCACUGGCCCAAUCCCUGCAUCACCUUCUUCUCCUCAGGGGUGAACUCGAGGUCGGCGCGGGUGCUGCUGAUGCUGGUGGUCCCGGGACAGCUGGUCUUCCUCUACGCCAUCUCUCUGCUGCAGGGAGAAGAAGCUCCCAUCAGCGCCGCCUUCGCCGUCUGCUACCUGUGUGCCGCCUUCCUGCAGGUUUCCAUCCUGCUCUACGUGGCCGACCUCAUCGUGCGUCUGAUGUGGAGGAGAAGUCUGGACCCGGACAACUUCUCCAUCCCGUACCUGACGGCGCUGGGCGACCUGCUGGGGACCGGCUUCCUGGCGCUGUGCUUCCGCUGCGUCUCGCUGGUGCAGGGCCUGGGGCUAUGAUGGUUCCCACGGUAACGCCCGGAGACCGGCUCCAACCGGCUCCACCCGGCUCACAGCACGGUCUCCGCUGCCUCGGACUGGACCGGAGAGGGGGGACUGAGAGCCUCAUCACACGUGCACACAAGGUUUUA